Molecule: messenger RNA, 5330 nt
Organism: Gadus macrocephalus (Pacific cod)
Lineage: Eukaryota; Metazoa; Chordata; Actinopteri; Gadiformes; Gadidae
Gene: tert
Product: telomerase reverse transcriptase
Exons: 16
Coding region: 238-3543 (1101 amino acids)
Biological process (GO): telomere maintenance via telomerase
Cellular component (GO): telomerase catalytic core complex
Molecular function (GO): telomeric repeat DNA binding; telomerase RNA binding
Source: RefSeq, a predicted model, not a curated record
AGUGUAAUGUUGUCCUAUUGGACCAUAAGGACUGGACGAGACAGUAAGCUCUUUCCUCAUUGGGCGAUUCUGAAGCGGGGUAUUUGGAGUUCAAGAUAUGCCUCUCCUGAGUCUUGACCAUAUAUUUAAUAUCCUGACAGCUCAAGACCCGAUAUUAUAACCUCCGAAAACAUGUAAAGUACACCCUUCCUUCGCAGUGUCUUAUUUUGCAUCAAACAAUUAACGUUAUUCAACACUAUGUCUAGAUCAGACACAUCAAGGGUACUUGACAUUCUGAAGUCACUUUACCAGCAUGUGCAAACACUUGAUCAGUUUGCAGACACCAUCGUAUUUAGAGAAGGGCAGAAAGCAUCGCUCAUUGAAGGAUCCGACACAGCACGCUUCAAGUCAUUCGUCGGGGGUAUUUUUGUGUGCACUGAUCAACAGUUGCAACAACUGCCAAGCCGAAACGAGAUCUGCACACUCCCCGAGCUACUGGCUUUUGUUUUGAACACUGUGAAGAGGAAGAAGAAAAGAAAUGUGCUGGCGCACGGCUACGGGUUCCUCUCCCUGGCCCAAGAGGACCGUGACGCGGACCAGUUCAAGUUCCAAAGCGACGUCACUCAAAGUGCCGCUUACAUCCACGGCAGCGAUCUGUGGAAGAAAGUCUCCCACCGUCUCGGCACGGACAUGACCCGAUACCUGCUGGAGAGCUGCGCCGUGUUCGUGGCGGUGCCCCCCUCCUGCGUGUUCCAGGUGUGUGGCGUGCCCGUGUACGACCGGGUGUCGGUCAUGACCAGCCGCGCUGGCGUCUUCCUCCGGACCAAAUCCAGGGCUGAUCCGGGUAACCGUCAGCGGGAUCGCCGGCCCCCGGUGUGCCAGAUUAGGAAACGAGGGGCUGGUUAUAAAACCAGCAGGAAUAGGGGCAGGGCUAGGGAUGGUAAUCAAAGGAAGAGGAAAAGCGCUGGCCGGACGGAUGGUAUGGGUCGGGCCGCAAAGAGGACAAGAAUGGAUUGGGCGAAGCAGGCGAUACCGCAGAGUGGCGUUGAUGCAGGGGGUAAUGUUCUUCCUAGCUCAGUGGAAGCAUCCAAGAUGCCAGCAGAAGGGUGUAGUGCUGAUUCUAAAAGGCAGGUCAUAGUGUCGAAAACCUCUCUUCCUUUGGAAGGAGGGCCAAGUUGGAGAUCGGGAUUCUCUCCAACUCUCCCACCAUCCCACUGCUUCAUCCGAACCUUGGGAAUGCUGUACGGCGGGAAGGGGAUGCGUGGAUUCCUUCUGAACAGGAAGACGAAGAGCCGUACAGAGGUGAAGCAGAGGCUUCAGGGGCGGGACCUGGUCAGGAUUGUGUUCUUUGAGGGCGUGGCCUAUCUCAACGGAGUGGAGAAGAAGCCAAGGAAACUGCCCCGGCGCUUCUUCAACAUGGUGCCUCUGUUCGAUCGGCUGCUGCGGCAGCACAGGGGCUGCCCCUACGGCAGGGUCCUGCAGAGCGCAUGCCCCUUGCGCAUGGAGGAGCUGGGCGUGGAGGCACAGGGGGACCUGAGCUCCCUCCUGCCCCUCAUCUGUUCCCCCCAUCAGGUGUUCCUCUUCAUCAGACAGUGCCUCGCCACCGUGGUGCCCAUGGAGCUGUGGGGGUCCGAACACAACCGGGGUCGUUUCCUCCUCAGGGUCAGGGGCUUCCUGCGCAGCGGCAAGUUCGAGAGGCUCUCAUUGGCCGAGCUGCUGUGGAAGAUGAGGGUGAGCGAGUGUGAUUGGCUGAAGAUCAGCAAGACGGGUCACGUCCCCCCCAGCGAGCUGGCCUACCGGACACGCGUGAUUGGUCAAUUCUUGGCGUGGAUGCUGGACGGCUACGUGGUGGGCUUGGUCCGAGCGUGCUUCUACGUCACGGAGAGCAUGGGACAGAAGAACACGCUCCGCUUCUACAGACAGGAGGUGUGGGCCAAGCUGAGGGAGCUGGCCUUCAGAGGGCACGUCUCCAAGGGCCAGCUGGAAGAGCUGACACCCGCCCAGAUGGCCUCCCUGCCGAAAGCCACCGUGGUUUCCCGCCUUCGCUUCAUCCCCAAGGCGGACAGCAUGCGACCGAUCACGCGCGUCGUUAGAUCCGACGUCAAAUCCAGGGUUCACCAAUCAAACAUGCGUGAGCUGCUGGACGUGCUGGGGGCGUGUGUGCGCUCUGACCCCCCCUUGCUGGGCUUCACUGUGUGGGGGAUGACCGACAUUCACAAGAAGCUCCGCCCCCUGGCGUCCGCUCAGAAGGACCAGCCUCAACGCCUCUACUUUGUUAAGGUGGACGUGAGCGGGGCCUAUGAGAGCCUUCCUCAUGACAAACUCAUCGAGGUGAUUGGCCAGGCCCUGACACCGCUCCUGGAGGACACAUUCGUCAUCCGUCGCUACGCCAAGAUCUGGAGGGACGCCCAUGAAGGCCUGAAGAAGACGUUUACUCGACAGGCAGAUUUCAUGGAAGACAACAUUGGAUCCACAAACAUGAAAGGCUUUGUGAUGAACAUGCAGCGAGAGGGCAAGCUUCAUAACGCUAUACUGGUGGAGCAGCAUUUUUCCUCAGACCUGCAUGGCCGAGAUGCUCUUCAGUUUUUCACUCAAAUGCUUACUGGUGGAGUUGUGAAAUUUGGGAAAAAAACUUUCCGGCAGUGUAGAGGCAUCCCCCAGGGCUCGGUGGUGUCCAGUCUCAUGUGCUGCCUCUGCUACGGUCACAUGGAGAACAACUUAUUCAAAGAUAUUAACUUGAAUGGAGGGUGUCUGAUGAGGUUGGUAGAUGAUUUCCUCCUGAUAACCCCUGACCUGGGUCAAGCACAGACCUUCUUCAAGACUCUGUCAGACGGGGUUCAGGACUAUGGGUUGGUGGUAAACCCACAGAAGGUGGUGGUCAACUUCCAGGUAUCGGAGGAUCCGGGGGCGGGUCCAAACGUGCGCGUGCUGCCUGCUAGCUGCCUCUUCCCCUGGUGCGGACUGCUCCUGGACACGCACACCCUGGAUGUCUUUCAGGACUACUCCAGCUACGCGGGGCUCUCCCUGCGUUACAGCUUCACCCUGGGCUUCUCCCAGCGAGCGGGGUUGCACAUGAAGAGGAAGCUGAUGGGGCUCCUUCGACUCAAGUGCCACGCCCUCUUUCUGGACCUCACGAUAAACUCUGUGGAAGCCGUCUACAGCAGCGUGUACAAGCUGGUGUUGCUUCAAGCAUGGAGGUUUCAUGUGUGCGCCAAGGGUUUGCCCUUUGGACAAAUGGUUGCCAAGAAUCCCAAGUGCUUCCUGCUCAUGAUCUGGGACAUGGCUCACUAUGUGAAUCGACUCAUCCGACUCUGCAACAAAGGGGUGAGCCUUGGCACCAGGCACCAGACAGGCGUCCUGCAGAGCGAGGCAGUAGAGCUGCUCUUCUGCCUGGCCUUCAUCCUGGUCUUGUCCCGGCACCGGCCCCAGUAUAGAGGCCUGCUCCCUGGCCUACACAAACGGAAGCGGUGUCUGGAGAGGCAGCUGGGGGACAUCCGACUGGCCAGGGUCAGACAGGCCACCAAGCCCGGGAUCCCGCAAGAGUUCCUGGCCAUCCAUCCCUAGAUGACCCCUGCUACAGCUACACCCCCCAGAAAAAGAAAAAAAAAAGUCCAGGUUUCUGCUCCCCCUCAUGCACUCUGAGUCAUCUGAUUUCAUUGCAUAUAGAUUCGGGUUAUCAAAAGCUCUGUAUUUAUUUUUAGCUUAAUAUUGUGGCACAGCGGCAGAAGUACCAAGCGGAUUGUUGUUCUUUGGAGUUUUCCAAAAAUGUUCCUCAUAUAAACAUUAUUUUGUAUUAUUGCGUUUCAACAUCUGUCGGUGGAGCCCACCACAGCAAUAAACUAUUUUAACAACCACUCUAUGAUCAGAUGUUCAAUGAGUCAACAAAACAAUUAACGCAUGCAUGAGAGGACAAAAGAAAUCAUUACUUGGUCUUUAUAACCUCCAGUUGUGAUAGCUAUCAGAAAGCAGAAGGAAAGAUUUUUCUAUCAGCUAACCCGCCAAUGAUUAAGUACACUUUUAAUCCUUUCUGUACAUAAGUUCCCUAUUGUUUCUUUGACACUAUUUUUCGGACCUGUCGUCUUCAUAAGAGAAAAAGGUGACAUGUUUGUGAACUUACUGGGCGGCAGUAGCUUAGGAGGUACAACAGGUUGACUCAUGGCAACCAGUAGUUUCCAGUGAGUGUUGAGGUUUCCCUGAGCAAGACCCCUCACCCUAAUUGCUCCAGACGACCUGGCUGUUUUGCAUGGUUGACAACGCGCAUGUGUGUAAUGCGUGUAUGAAUGGAUGAUGGGCAAUAAUUGCAAAGGACUUUGAGUGGGCACUGGUUAUAAUAGCGCUACAUGAAUGCGGCCCAUUUACCAUUUUUUUUUACUUUAUCAAAACAUUUAGUACAGGCCAUUUUUGUUUUAUUUAAUAAAUGUAUAACCUUGCUAAAAGGUUAAGAGGAACCGUCUUCCUAUGUUCCAAGGUUCAAACUAAAUAUGGAGGGCUGCCCCUGACUAAAGAUAUAUUUCAAUAUAAACUUAGCACAAAAAGUAAGGAAAUUUGUGUUUGGUUGACUAUUUCUCUGUGGUAACAAUGCUUUUUGGCAAUACAUCUUAUACCGUUGGAAAGCCUAUUUAGUUCCCUUUCAAAUGGUUCAAUGAUUCAAAUGUUGGAUGAGCAGCAGCGCUGAGUAUGUGGGUUGCUCCCAUGAAAAUUUGCCAAAUCUUUUCUGCCAUUGCCAAACAGGUUAUUUUUCUGUUGCUAUUGACACUUUUUUUGAGCUUCUGGUACGCCCAGGUGCAGCCAAUCAGCUGCCUGAUUGGCACCUGAUUUGGCAACUUCAAGCUGGUGUUCCGCAAAACCAAGUUGCGGCAUUAUUUGGAGUGAGCCCUAGUACCCUCUCCAAACUGAAGGCCAAGUUCCAUAUAACAGGGGAUGUCAAAGACAGGCCCCAAGAAGACGACGCCCCAAGAAGACCGUUUCAUCACCCUGUCAGCACUUAAAUUAAGUAGGCUGUCUUCUGCAGAUUUGCAUUCAAGGUUUGCAGUACGAUAUGGCCGACGGCUCUCUGCCCAGACAAUCCGGAACAGACUACACGCAGCCAAUCUCCGUUCUCAUAGGGCUGCCAGGAGUCCUGCCAUGACUGCUCUUCACCGUCAGGCCCGUUUGCGCUGGUGUCGGCAACACGUGCACUGGAACCUGAACAUGUGGAGGAACGCUAUAUUCAGUGAUGAGUCCUGAUUCUGCCUACGGCAGUUGGAUUGCAGGGUCAAAGUGUGGAGAAGACGUGGAGAACGCAAUGCUGAUUGCUGCAUCGAUAGAAUAACAUCUUUUGGUGGAGGCAGUGUGAUGUUGUUGGGUGGCAU